ACCACCAUAAGAAGCAACCAUGCCUAUAGAAGGAGGGAAAUCUGAUAUGGAUAGGAUUGGCCUUUUCAGUGAAAUGGAAUAUAUCACUGUUGGUGAUAAAUAUGUUCCACCAUUUAAUCGACCCUUUAAUGAGGCUGCAAGCAAAAAUAGACAGAUGCUACCUGGGGGAUCCAAACAAAUGUCAGAUCUCCAGCAGGGUUACUUUGAUCCCCAUUUUGUAAGGAUUUUUGAAGGUGAAGGCUACAUAAAUCUGAAUCAAGUGAGACGUCGUCAUAUGAUGGAAGAAGCCAAAAGAAAUCUAGGCAAGCCCUUCCUCCCUAGUAAUGGAGAUAAAAAGCCGUGUGGAUUUGGAAGCUACUAUGGAACCAUAGGUGGCCCAGUACCAUUCUUCAGCGCACAGUUAAAACCCAGAGAAAGGUAUCGAGCACCUGGAAAGAAUUUAUACACAAGCCCAGGAAAGAAAGGAACUGGAUAUGGCUAUGCAAAUGUUACCAUAGGUAAACAGCCUUCACACUCUGCUGAUUUCUACGAUGAACCAAAACUAACUUAUAAGAAAGAGAAUGAAGAACACCAUCAUUUACUUAAAGGAUCACCUUUCAAGUCAAAUUCUUACCCAAGGGAAUAUUUUGACAGUAAUCCUUAUUUUCUCAAUAAACCUUUACCACCAAUUAAAAAAACAGAGAAGCAAGCAUCACUUGUAGCUCCUUUUAAGCCCUCUUCUCCUGGUAAAAAGGCUGGUGGAAUGAAGGCAGGAACAUUUGAGCCUUACCCUUCACAUUCUGUUGACCCUUAUGUGGUUAAGUUGCCAAGAGAGGUUCCUAGCAAAAGUGAUAAGAUUUUUCACCCACCAGGUGGAACAAAAAGCAGACCAAUGAUAAGUAUAAUGACUUUAAACGUCAAAAGGGCACUAAAUACGAAGAACUACAAGACUUCUUCAGUACAGUCCUAUUAACUGGAAGACAAUUAGCUUUC
This is a messenger RNA of Orycteropus afer afer, 972 nucleotides long. It is a transcript of the gene CFAP96, whose product is annotated as chromosome unknown C4orf47 homolog. Gene Ontology annotation, cellular component: centrosome. The record is from RefSeq and is a predicted model, not a curated record. NCBI's taxonomy places the organism in Eukaryota, Metazoa, Chordata, Mammalia, Tubulidentata, Orycteropodidae.